AGUUGGCUGCAAUGUUCAACCACAUUCAUUAAUUCAUCUCACCAGCAUCAUCCUACUGUUCAAACCUUGACCAUCGCUACAAGCCUGAAGCACGCCACAGCUACUCGAUUGCGACAAGACGGAGUCGGGCAUCUCCGCGCUGGUUACAUUACACUGUCUCUGAAGACUGCCAGGCUAGGCCAAAGCAAUAUGUCGAUGGAAAUAACGCCUGCGAGUCCCGCGACAAGCCCAAAGGUGUCCUCCCAGCCAAAUCCCAGUCCCCCUUCCCUGGACGGGGAUCAUACAACGCUGAAUAGCACACCGAACGACAACCCGUUCCUCGUCCCUGACGAAGAACUAGACGGUGUCGACAUUCUCGAAGACAUCUCCCGCGGGUGUGACACAGUCGAAAGUCUUGCCAGCUAUGUCGAAGGCGGCUUCCACCCCGUCCACUUGGGUGAUGUCCUCGGCAGUCGCUAUCGUGUUGCACACAAACUCGGUCAUGGCAAACAUGCAACGGUGUGGUUGUGCCACGACAAUAUACGCAACAAGUGGAGGGCCGUCAAAGUCAACAGCGCUAUAGCGUCAGCAAGCACAGAGUACGGAGACAAUGGUUCGAGCGCCUGCCAGCAUCUCCGGGAAACGAGUACCUUCGAGGAACGUGAAAGCCAUCAUAUCGUCCUACCACUCAAGUCCUUUCAGAUUGACGGGCCCAAUGGCAGGCAUCUUUGCGAAGUUCUCCCUCUUCUGGGCCCCAGUCUCUCGGGAAUAUCGGAUGUGUAUGGCCACUGCGAGUCGCUGUUGAAGCACAUAUGCUACCAAAUUGUCGAGGCGAUGGACUUCCUUCACAGCAAGAAUGUCUGCCAUGGUGAUUACCGGCCUCAGAACAUCCUCUUUCGGCUUGCUGACGGCGUGGAGGAGUGGCCCGCGCAAAGAAUAGUUGAGGCGCUGGGAAGGCGUCGAGUUGUGCCGGUGAGACCCUUCCAUUUCCAAUCCACCGCCACGAACGGCGAUACGGACCACCCCGAGCGGCGCCCAAGGUAUCUUGUGCAAAAUGCCAGCAUAGACUAUGGCUGCGGCGACUGUGUCCCACGAGUGGCUGUCAUCGACUUUGGCCUAGCGUACAUCGGCCAGGCACGCCAGAGGAUUGGAACUCCUCUUCCCUAUGCUGCCCCUGAGGAACUUCUCUGCCUGCCUACAUCGGGACCGAAGACAGACAUUUGGUCUUUGGCCUGCACUAUUUACCACGUCAUGACGGGAAUGCCCCCUUUUGCCCGGGAAGAACACGACCUGAAGGACACCAUGCGUGGCAUUGAAGCCGUUCUCGGCCCCCUGCCCCGGGAGCACCACACUCAAUGGGAAGCCCUGUUUCCCGAGUUCAGCCCUUACCUGGCCAAGUUAGGAUAUGUCGCCUUCGACCCCAACCUCACCACACUUCAUGCCAGAUUGCUUGGGAGAGCUGGAGGGGGCGGCUCGCUCCUCGGCCGAGUCUUCUUUGAGGAUCGCCUGCUGCCCAUGAGCACGACGGAAGCCAGAGAAAUCGCUUCUCAAGACUACCAGACAACAAGGCGUCUCCCGAAGUACUCAAGAUCAAUGCGUGUCGGAAAUUGGACGCCCGUUGACCCGCAAUUCCGCCUCAAGCCUUUCGAAUCCCGUACUGUAUUGCGCGGACAAGUCCACAGGCUGAUGAGCUUUAUUAUGGCGGUGUUUAAAUGGAAGCCCGAUGAGCGUGCGACAACUCAAGAUCUUCUGAAGCACCGAUGGCUUGUUGCAAGGACUCAUUGGUGGCACAAACCGCCCUUUAAUAAGCUCAUUGACCCCAAGCGAUGGGCUCGUACACAGCCGGUUCGAGAAGCCGAGGACCACGGUAUACUCGAAACUCAGGAGUUGCCCGCGGAUCCCGAGGCCCGAGGCCGAACCUUACAACCUACUGGUAAAGGCCCAAGUCCAGACCCCGCGGCCAAGUCUUCGGGCCAGCACCUAGUGCAACAGCCCGAGGCACAAUCCGGCGCACAAUCAUAGGUGUAGA
Messenger RNA from Canariomyces notabilis, 2008 nucleotides. Its product is annotated as kinase-like protein. Gene Ontology annotation, biological process: peptidyl-threonine phosphorylation; peptidyl-serine phosphorylation. Bases 190 to 2001 code for a protein of 603 amino acids. The record is from RefSeq and is a predicted model, not a curated record. Gene Ontology annotation, cellular component: cytoplasm. The transcript is spliced from 2 exons. Gene Ontology annotation, molecular function: protein serine/threonine kinase activity; ATP binding; protein tyrosine kinase activity. NCBI's taxonomy places the organism in Eukaryota, Fungi, Ascomycota, Sordariomycetes, Sordariales, Chaetomiaceae.